Molecule: messenger RNA, 234 nt
Organism: Haemonchus placei
Lineage: Eukaryota; Metazoa; Nematoda; Chromadorea; Rhabditida; Trichostrongylidae
Source: the annotation of a GenBank genome assembly
AUGGCCGAUGAUGGGGGCAUUCGUGAGCAGCAGGACGAAGUGCUUAUGGAGCAGGACGAUGCGGCAGAAAACAAUGAGCAACCACAACAACAACAACAAGCUCAAGAAGCUCCUCAAGUUCAACAACUUCAACAAGGAGAACCACGAAUGAACAACGACCACCAAAAAAUCCCACUCAUGCAUAGGAAAAUUCAACGCAUACUAGGACGCACGGACGACCUCAGCUCGAUGUGA